Coturnix japonica (Japanese quail) is the source of this 805-nucleotide messenger RNA. Its product is annotated as alpha-1-acid glycoprotein 2. Gene Ontology annotation, biological process: regulation of immune system process. The record is from RefSeq and is a predicted model, not a curated record. Lineage: Eukaryota; Metazoa; Chordata; Aves; Galliformes; Phasianidae.
AAACAGCAGCAUCCCAUCUGUGCUGCAUCCUCACCACAGCCCCACAGUGAGCAAUGCUGGCCUUCCUCAUCCUCACCAUGGGGCUGCUGCCUGCCCACACCACCGGGUCCCCCACCUGUACCCCUCUGGUCCCUGCCGACAUGGACAAUGCAACAGUGAACAGGCUGCUGGGGCACUGGGUGUACAUCAUGGGUGCCUCCCAGUACCCCCCACACAUGGCUGAGAUGAAGGAGCUGAAGUAUGCGACCUUCACCCUCUUCCCCGGCAGGAAUGAGGAUGAGUUCAAUGUGACGGAGAUUAUGAGGCUGAAUGAAACAUGUGUGGUAAGGAACACCAGCAAGAUCCAUGUCUACCGGCACAACUCCACGCUGGCACAUGAGGAAGGGCAAGAGGUGUCCAUGGCCGAGCUGAUCCACAGCGACAAGGAUCUGUUCAUCCUGAAGCACUUCAAGGAUAACCACGUGGGCUUGAGCCUCUCAGCACGGACAGCCGAGGUGACCAAAGAGCAGCUGGAGGAAUUCGAAGCCCAACUGCGCUGCCACGGCUUCAAGCUGGAGGAGGCUUUCAUCACCUCCCCCAAGGAUGCCUGUCCUGAAGCCGGCGAGGAGAUGGGUGAAGGCAGCACGGCCACUGCAGAGCCACGGCUGGGGUGAGCCCACAUCCCCCCCUGCACUCCGCUCCACCAUGGGAUGCCCCAAUGAGGAUUUAUGUCUUCCAACGAGGACUUCACGAUGCCCUUCGCAGAAGGGAUUUGUUGCUUUUCUGUUCUCACGUGGACUUGGAAUAAAGCUGUGUGUGACACCCA